Molecule: messenger RNA, 1793 nt
Organism: Ananas comosus (pineapple)
Lineage: Eukaryota; Viridiplantae; Streptophyta; Magnoliopsida; Poales; Bromeliaceae
Product: calcium-dependent protein kinase 26-like
Exons: 8
Coding region: 99-1793 (564 amino acids)
Biological process (GO): intracellular signal transduction; protein autophosphorylation; peptidyl-serine phosphorylation
Cellular component (GO): nucleus; cytoplasm
Molecular function (GO): calmodulin binding; calcium/calmodulin-dependent protein kinase activity; calcium ion binding
Source: RefSeq, a predicted model, not a curated record
UUUUCUCUUUCUCUUCUCUCUCUCUCCUCAAAUGCCUCCGACGACGAGGACGACGAGGAGGACGACGACGAUCACCACCACCGCGUCCUCCUCCGUUCAUGGGAAACACGUGCCGCGGAUCCCUCGCGAGCACCAGCAACUACUUUAGCCGCUACUCCUCCUCCUCGGCCUCCUCCUCCUCCUCCCUCGGCGGCGACGCCGCCGCAGAGGCCGACGCCGCCGACGAUCGGCCGCCGCGGCCGCUCUCCGCGCCGAUGCGCGCCUCGUCCUCCGCCGCGGCGUCGGUAGCGGCGGAGGCGGCGUCGGUGCUCGGGCACAAGACCCGGAACCUCCACGAGCUCUACGCCCUAGGGCGCAAGCUCGGGCAGGGCCAGUUCGGGACGACCUACCUCUGCACGGAGCUCGCCACGGGCGCCCGGUUCGCGUGCAAGUCCAUCGCGAAGCGCAAGCUCAUCUCCAAGGAGGACGUCGAGGACGUGCGCCGCGAGAUCCAGAUCAUGCACCACCUUAGCGGGCACAGGAACGUCGUCGCCAUUAAAGGGGCCUACGAGGACCAGGUCCACGUCCACAUCGUCAUGGAGCUCUGCGAGGGAGGCGAGCUCUUCGACCGGAUCAUCGAGCGGGGCCACUUCACCGAGCGCAAGGCCGCGGAUCUCGCGCGGAUCGUCGUCGGGGUCGUCGAGGCGUGCCACUCCCUCGGGGUCAUGCACAGGGACCUCAAGCCCGAGAACUUCUUGCUCGCCAACAAGGACGACGAUUCCUCGCUCAAGGCCAUCGAUUUCGGGCUCUCCGUGUUCUUCAAGCCCGGCCAAGUCUUCACAGAUGUUGUCGGCAGCCCCUAUUAUGUUGCUCCCGAGGUACUAUGCAAACACUAUGGGCCGGAGGCCGAUGUAUGGACAGCCGGUGUUAUAAUUUACAUUUUGCUAAGCGGAGUGCCACCUUUCUGGGCCGAGACACAACAAGGAAUAUUUGAUGCGGUCUUGAAGGGAGUAGUCGACUUUGAGGCAGAACCAUGGCCCAUGAUAUCGGAGAGCGCGAAGGAUCUCAUCAGAAAAAUGCUAUGCCCACGUCCUUCCGAGCGUUUGACAGCUCAUGAAGUACUAUGUCAUCCCUGGAUAUGUGAAAACGGAGUUGCUCCUGACCGAGCAUUGGAUCCAGCUGUCCUUUCUCGCCUUAAAAAUUUUUCAGCCAUGAAUAAAUUGAAGAAGAUGGCUUUGCGAGUGAUAGCUGACAGUCUUUCGGAAGAGGAAAUUGCUGGAUUAAGAGAAAUGUUCAGGGCAAUGGACACGGACAACAGUGGGGCUAUCACUUUCGAUGAGCUAAAAGAGGGUCUCCGAAGAUACGGUUCUAAUUUGAAAGAAUCAGAGAUUCGUGCUCUCAUGGAGGCAGCUGAUGUGGACAAUAGCGGUACCAUCGACUAUGGCGAGUUUAUUGCUGCAACAGUGCAUCUUAAUAAGCUCGACAGGGAAGAACAUUUGGUAGCGGCAUUUUCCUAUUUCGACAAAGAUGGGAGCGGCUAUAUAACCGUUGACGAACUUCAGCAAGCUUGUAAGGAGCAUAACAUGACCGACGUUAUCAUUGACGAUAUCAUCAAAGAAGCUGAUCAGGACAAUGAUGGCCGAAUCGACUACAACGAGUUCGUCGCAAUGAUGCUGAAGGGCAAUAUGGGACUCGGAAGACGUACUAUGACAAAUAGUUUGAAUAUCGAUGAAAAGACGACCACCCAUUCUACUGAUGAUAAGUUUGUGAAUUGCUAUACUUACAAGCCGGUCAAUACUUUAAUGGUGUCGUAG